Penicillium odoratum is the source of this 1878-nucleotide messenger RNA. Its product is annotated as replication factor A subunit protein RFA1. Gene Ontology annotation, cellular component: nucleus; DNA replication factor A complex. Gene Ontology annotation, biological process: meiotic cell cycle; nucleotide-excision repair; double-strand break repair via homologous recombination. Bases 1 to 1878 code for a protein of 625 amino acids. Lineage: Eukaryota; Fungi; Ascomycota; Eurotiomycetes; Eurotiales; Aspergillaceae. The record is from RefSeq and is a predicted model, not a curated record. Gene Ontology annotation, molecular function: single-stranded telomeric DNA binding; damaged DNA binding. The transcript has 5 exons.
AUGGCUUCAGAUGCAGCUUCCCACAUCAGUGUUGGUGCUCUUGGUGCCAUUUUCGAUGACACCAAGGAUCAAGUUCGGGAGCCGAUUGUUCAGUGCGUUCAGGUGAAGCCUCUACCACCUCAGCCAAAUAACCAAGAGCGUUACCGAGCUGUGUUCAGCGAUGUUGCAAACUACGUUCAGACCAUGCUUGCCACCCGUAUGUAUAUCUCAACCUUCCAAGUUCAGGCUGCCGUGUUGACCAAAGCAGCAGAAGCCAAUCAUCUUGUGACGAAUGGAACACUGCGGAAAGGCUGCUUUGUCCGGCUUAAGUCAUUCCAGGCCAAUUCAGUGAAGGGUAAAAAGAUCUUGAUCGUCUUGGAUCUCGAAGUCCUGCAAGAGUUAGGUGAGGCGGAGAAAAUCGGCGAGCCCAAGCCCUUAGAAGCCAAAGGCGAAGAGGAGGAGGAAAAGACCCAACCGACUACAAUUUCCAGCAAUGGUUUCUAUGGCUCCAAGAUUCAAGGAGGCCCACCAAAACAGCCUCCCCAGGCACCAUCCAUGCGAGGGCCCUCCGCGUCUGCCCACGCCACUAUUUACCCCAUCGAGGCCAUUUCGCCAUACUCGAACAAAUGGACCAUCAAAGCUCGCUGCACAAGCAAGUCAAGUAUCAAAACAUGGCACAACAAGAAUGGCGAGGGUAAACUAUUCAGUGUGAACCUCCUGGAUGAUAGCGGUGAAAUUCGCGCAACAGGCUUCCAAGAGCAAUGUGAAAUGCUUUAUGAUCUCUUCCAGGAAGGCAGUGUCUAUUACAUCUCAAGCCCAUGCCGUGUCCAGAUUGCCAAGAAGCAAUUUUCCAACCUCAACAAUGAUUAUGAGCUCACCUUCGAGCGUGACACCUUGGUGGAGAAGGCCGAGGAGCAAAAUGACGUCCCCCAAAUUCGCUUCAACUUUACCUCCAUUGGAGAUCUCCAGUCUGUGGAAAAGGACACCACUACAGAUGUGAUUGGUAUUCUCAAGGAAGUUGCCGAGACAUCUCAGAUUGUUUCCAAGGGAACAGGCAAGCCCUACGACAAAAGGGAACUCAGCCUGGUCGACAAUACUGGCUUCUCAGUUCGCCUGACUAUCUGGGGUGCCACUGCUGUCAAUUUCAAUGUGCCCCCGGAGUCUGUUGUGGCCUUCAAAGGGGUAAAAGUCUCUGACUUUGGAGGACGGAGCCUGAGUUUGCUGAGUUCUGGCUCGAUGGCUGUCGACCCUGACAUUGGAGAAGCUCAUCGGCUUAAGGGCUGGUAUGAUGCACAGGGCCGAACCGAGGUCUUCACCUCUCAUGCAUCCGUCUCCAAUGCGACCAACUCUAGCAUGAAGCCUGAUCAAUUCAAGACCGUUGCACAGGUUCGAGAGGAACAACUGGGAAUGUCGGAUCAGGUGGAUUACUUCUCGUUGAAGGCCACUGUGGUCUAUAUCAGGCAAGACUCGACCUGGUGCUACCCAGCCUGCCUUUCUGAAGGGUGCAACAAAAAAGUGAUCGAGUCUGAUCCUGGUCAAUGGCGCUGUGAAAUGUGCGAUAAGACCCACCCCAAGGCGGAGUAUCGCUACAUCAUGCCCGUCAGCGUGAGCGACCACACGGGUCAGCUUUGGCUCAGCUGCUUUGACGAUACCGGCCGUCUGCUCAUGGGAACGUCGGCUGAUAACUUGAUGCAACUUCAUGAAGAUGACCCCACGGCGUGUAGUGAAGUGUUUCAAGCAGCCAAUUGCCAGACCUGGAAUUUCCGAUGCCGGGCAAAGAUAGACACAUUUGGUGAUCAGCAACGAGUACGAUACCAGGUCUCAUCCGCCAAGGCCAUCAACUACUCGGAAGAAGCUUCUCGUCUGGCCGAGAUAAUCAGCUCUUACAAUAUCAAUUAG